Arabis nemorensis is the source of this 1974-nucleotide messenger RNA. NCBI's taxonomy places the organism in Eukaryota, Viridiplantae, Streptophyta, Magnoliopsida, Brassicales, Brassicaceae. The record is from the annotation of a GenBank genome assembly.
AUGGAUUCCGGCGACCCUACAACUUUGGUUUUGACGAAAAUAAGGAGCUUGGAGCCAGAUUAUGCUCCGAAGAUCAUUGGGUAUCUGCUUUUACAUGAUUUUGAGGAGAGAGAUUUGAUGCGUCUUGCUCUUGGACCUGAAUCAAUCUUACAAUCUGUGAUUUUCAAAGUGAAAAGUCAGUUGGGACUUUUCUCGAACAACUUGUCUUCACCUUCUACUCCGACGUCUCCUUCUCCGUUGAACCCUAUUUGUCGACCACCCAUCAACGGAAGAGUAGGAGGACGUUCUCACUCUAAUGGGUUUAUGGAUUUCCGUAGAAAUUCACCAUCUUCUCCUUCUUCUACCUCUCCAUGGUCACUCAACAGUGUGAACAGCCCUAAUAAUGGGAACCACGCCCACAUUUCCCCCAAACACUCGCUCGAUGGUCUUCGUACUGCAUCGAUCUCGAAACCCAUGAGCUCUCACCAAAGCAAUGGAGUUUCUGCUACAGACGCUGGUGUUGACGCUGAUUUACUGGAUGAUCAGCAGCUUAAUGAUUAUCUCUCAUUUCUCGACGAUUCCUGUUCGAAAACCGAGGAUGUUGUGGAUCCUAAGAUUCCCUUGGACUACUUAGACAACAAUGGCGAAACCCAUCUUCACAGGAGGAGUUUCUCGGCAGAUUCGUCUUUUGGGUCAGGAGAUGAUGGGUUUGGUGAUGGAUGCAAACCAUGUGUGUAUUUUAGUCGAGGUUUGUGCAAGAACGGAGAAAGCUGCAAGUUUAUCCAUGGAGUAUAUCCGGAUAACGUUGAUGGUAAUGACAUUGUCGCUGAUUCGCCAAGGAAAAUGGAAAGCUUUGUUAGGCAGCACGAGAAGAUGAUGAGGAUGAAAAUGGCUUAUCAACAACAGCAACAGAGGCUGGCUUCUCAAAUCAUGGGUAGAGCUCCAUUGUCGCCAUACGAGAAGAGAAUGAAUUUUCUCUUGCAGCAGCAUGCUCAUAGAGAUGGUGCUCUACCUUUUGGUGAUGAAAGAUAUUGGAGCAGCAGCCCAGGGCGGCUCGAGAGGAUGGAACUAAUGGCAAUGCAUUUUGAUGAUCAGUCAAACUCGGCAUCUAGACAGAUAUACUUAACGUUCCCAGCUGAUAGCACGUUUAAGGAUGAGGAUGUUGCAACUUAUUUCAGCCUUUUUGGAACAGUGCAAGAUGUGCGGAUCCCUUACCAACAGAAGCGUAUGUUUGGCUUUGUUUCCUUUGCCCAUCCUGAGAAUGUGAAGGCUGUACUAGCUAGAGGGAAUCCCCAUUUCAUUUGCGACUCACGUGUUCUUGUCAAACCUUACAAAGAAAAAGGAAAAGCCUUGGACAAGAAGCAGCAGUAUCUACUACAACAACAGAUUGACCGGGGGAAUUUAUCCCCGUGUACCAGUCCAUCUGGGAUUGAUCUUAGAGAAAAAAUUGAUUUUCACCUUGAUUCGAAGAUGUUCUAUGAGAAGCGGGAGAUGAUGAGAAGGAAAAUGGAGCAAGCUGAUCUGCAGAGGGCUAUUGAACUUGAAAGAAGACGCUUCAUUAAAUUGCAGCUUCCUGACUUCAAGAAUAAUGUAGUACCAAAUCAUCACCGUAGCUUCUCUAUGGGAUCUCCUGGUUAUGUUUCAUCUGCCAGCAACGAAAGCCCUGAUUUUCCAUCCGGACUCACUGGUGCAGAUGCUUUAGCAGUAGUUGAUGAUACCUCGGGGCUGCAUCCUUACCCAGUAAUCAACCCAAGGAGUAUUAACAAUAACUACUCGAAUGGUGCAAAAGAAGGGACUAACGAGAGUGAAGUGCUUGAACCCGAAACUGGAAGCACUAUAAAGCUUGUCCUUCCUAGUAACCUCUUCCCAUCUGCAACAUCUACCGAUGAUCACAAAACCAAUGAUUCUACUGAAACUAAUGCAAAAGCUGGAGUCUCCUCUACUAAUGGAAAUGACCAUGAACCACCAGCUACUACCAAUAAUCUGAUGCAGUAG